This is a messenger RNA of Myripristis murdjan (pinecone soldierfish), 852 nucleotides long. Its product is annotated as ras-related protein Rab-26-like. The record is from RefSeq and is a predicted model, not a curated record. The coding region runs from base 91 to 852 and encodes 253 amino acids. Gene Ontology annotation, molecular function: GTP binding; GTPase activity. The transcript is spliced from 9 exons. NCBI's taxonomy places the organism in Eukaryota, Metazoa, Chordata, Actinopteri, Holocentriformes, Holocentridae.
CCACCCUACGCUGUGCUUCUUUUUUUAGGCAGAAUUUUUGCGUAAAUAAAUCGAUUAAGACUGUUGAAAUCUUUUGUAAUCGCGCCAGACAUGUCUCGUAAGAAGGCUGUCAAAGGCAAAGCUGCCACCAGUAGCCCGAGUGCGGGCAGCCCCACCGGUAAAGGCAACGGGAAAGCUGUGAAGAGCAGCCCGGCCAGCAUCGUUCAAGGGAACGGCGUGGUUCAUCCCAGCAGACCGUCCAUCAGCAACAGCAGCGAGUUUUAUGACAUCGCCUUCAAGGUGAUGCUAGUUGGAGACUCUGGUGUGGGAAAGACCUGCCUGCUGGUCCGUUUUAAAGAUGGAGCUUUCCUGGCAGGGAGCUUCAUCUCCACUGUGGGCAUCGACUUCAGGAAUAAAGUCCUCAACAUCGAUGGAGUCAAGGUGAAGCUCCAGAUCUGGGACACAGCUGGACAGGAGCGUUUCCGCAGUGUCACUCAUGCCUACUACCGUGACGCCCAUGCUCUCCUGCUGCUGUAUGAUGUCACCAAUAAAGCAUCUUUUGACAACAUACAGGCAUGGCUGACUGAGAUCCAUGAGUAUGCCCAGCAGGAUGUGGUCCUGAUGCUGCUGGGAAACAAGGCUGAUGCCUCUCAUGAGAGGGUGGUGAAGAGAGAGGAUGGCGAGAGGCUAGCGAAGGAGUUUGGAGUUCCCUACAUGGAGACAAGCGCCAAAUCAGGUCUCAAUGUAGAGCUGGCGUUCACUGCUGUGGCCAAGGAGCUGAAGCACAGGUCUAUGAAGGAUCCCAGUGAGAAGUUUAAGCUGCAGGAGUAUGUAAACAAGGAGAUGAAGGGCACCGGCUGCUGCAGGUCUUAA